Molecule: messenger RNA, 1770 nt
Organism: Exophiala aquamarina CBS 119918
Lineage: Eukaryota; Fungi; Ascomycota; Eurotiomycetes; Chaetothyriales; Herpotrichiellaceae
Exons: 1
Coding region: 1-1770 (589 amino acids)
Cellular component (GO): mitochondrion
Source: RefSeq, a predicted model, not a curated record
AUGCGCCGCAUCCAUGGCGUCUACCUGCGUAAGGAUGCCUUGAUCAAUACCCGCGCCCUCGGCUCAGCACGAUGGCCCACCUCCACGAUUGCCAUGUCGUUGGUGAGAAGAUGUCGCCCUGACUGCGCUCAAUACAGGCAAAUACGAAGUAGCUCGACAUUGGUAAGGCUGCUGAUGCCGCCGCCACCAUCAUGGACUGCAAACAGGGAGAUCUUGACGGCUAGGUUCGAUAGCGGAAGGAACCCUCUGCACCAGUGGACGAGCCAAAGCACUUGCGGUCGCCUCCGAGGCAAUAGGGUCCCUUCAAGCACCAAGGCUAAGACAACGACGACAACGGCGACGAUGCGGCAAUAUUCUACGACGUCUUCCUCCCCAAUCCCAAACGAUAUCUCCUCCUCCGCCUGCUCCUCCACUCAAGCAAUCGCCUCUCCUCGAAGUCCCCUGACCAUCGACCCAACCGCAGCGCACCACGACCUCACGAGUUUCCUUACCUACGCCCAACGCUCUGGCCUCUCCACCUCCAGCACCGUCUACAACGGCACGCUCUACGAGUACCUGGCGCAGGACACGCUGCGCCGCUACGGCUUCGAACUGCACCGGGUUGGCGGACGCGGAGACCGCGGCGUCGACCUCGUCGGCGUCUGGGCCAUUCCGAAGAAGAAGAAGAGGGGGGGGGAUGAGGGUGCGGAUGUAGCAACUAAAAGAGGGCGAGAGUACGCUCAUACUACUUGCAAUGGUACUGGCAACGACGGCGGCAGCAGCAGCCACGAGAUGCUCAGAGUUCUGGUCCAGUGCAAACGGCUGGUCGGGAAGGGCGCGAAGAUAGGCCCGAAUCUCAUACGCGAGUUGGACGGUGCGGUGCGCGGCGCCAGGCUGGGGUUCCUGUUUGAUUCUCUCGCCCCUCGUGGCCAUACCACCGCCUGUGGCAAUACUACUUCCUCUACGACGACGAACGCUACCGCCAGAGGGAGCGCGGGAAAUACUGCCGUGGACACCGAUGCAGACACCGAUGCAGACGCUGACGCCAAUGCGGACACUAGCAUCUCUCAAGACAGUAGCAACUACGACGGAGGCAACCCCGCAAUCGGCGUCCUGGUCGGCACGCGCCCAGCGACCAAAGGCGUGAUCGAGAGUCUGCAGCGCUCCAACAGAGGCUUGGUCUGGAUCAUGCUCGAGGAAGUCGCUGCCAACGUCAACAGCAACUGGCCUGCCCCACGUGGAGGCGAUGGCGAGGCUGAAAUUGAGACUGAGGGCGCAACGACAGCGACGCAAACAAUCAGUAGCAGCAGCAUCAGCCAGGCAGGAAAUGAGGAAGCACACCAACGGCGACGACAAGAAAAGCCCAAAUCCAACCGCCAUCGAGAUCCCACCGCGUAUGCAGAUCAGCAAAUCAACAUAGAGACCGACCUGGAGCAUUUCCAGAUCGUGUCGCCGCCGUCGUCGUCGUCAGCUUCAUCAGGAUCUUCAACAACAACCGGCGUCCCGAACCCGAUGCCCCUGCCGCUCCCGACUCCGAACCCACCCUUGAAAGGCCGGAUCAAACAAAUCAUCUGGAACCAGGCGGCGCGCAACCUGGGGCUCGAGGACAUCGAUGUCGUCAAGCGCUAUAUCACUCUUUCGCCUUCUAGCGCCCCUUCCAACAGGGCCAGAGGCAGAGGCAGAGGCAGAGGAGCUUCGAAUGGCGUAUACGCGAACAAGGCUGAGACCCCACCGGAAGAGGAAGAAGAGGAAGUCGUCCUCAGUCGAGCUGGGCGCGUUAUCCUCGGCUAA